AUGAACACGGAUGGAAAAGUUAGUUGGGAGGAGAUUGUUGAUUCUAGGCUAGAGGGUAAGUGUGACUUUCAAGAGCUCAAUGAAGUCGCGGCCCUUGCCUACAAGUGCAUCAACUGUGCUCCGAGGAAGCGGCCGUCCAUGAGGGACAUCGUGCAGGUGCUGACGAGGAUUGCGAAGUCUCGGCACCGCAGGAAUCAUCACCACCACAAAAAGUCCUUGUCAGCAACAACAGCAGAUGAAGUUUCCAUUGAUGUUGAUAAUCAAGACACCAAGGUUACUGCUGUUUCUCAACACAGGAGAGAAGAGUCUAUAGAUAGUGCAGCUGACAUGUAUGAUGUGUAGAAUAUUGUUUUUUUUUUUUUGCAUUUAUUUUUGUGUUAUAUUUUCAGUUUUGAUGUUUGGCUUUGGAUAUAUAAUCAUGGUCUUAACUAGACAUUUUAGUCCUG
Messenger RNA from Arachis stenosperma, 446 nucleotides. RefSeq names its product calcium/calmodulin-regulated receptor-like kinase 1. NCBI's taxonomy places the organism in Eukaryota, Viridiplantae, Streptophyta, Magnoliopsida, Fabales, Fabaceae. The record is from RefSeq and is a predicted model, not a curated record. The coding region runs from base 1 to 342 and encodes 113 amino acids. The transcript has a single exon.